UGAGGCACGUGACCAUCGUAUUCAUUUGUAUGCCCGAUUUCAUCGACAUCGACCUGACGACGCUGUCUGCGCUCUACAGAAUCGUCAGCGCAGCUCUCAAAGAGACGGACGGGCUGUUCCUUCCUAGCCGUGUUCGGCCUGCCCGGAUACAAGGGCAAGAACGAGACGUGCAAUGCGCUGAUGUGCUGCAACAAGCUCGUGCACGAGAUCAGCGCCAUGAGCAUCAAGGUGACAGCGGGUAUCACCUCCGGCAUGACCUUCUGCGGAAUCAUCGGUCACCCUCUUCGCCAGGAAUACACGGUGAUCGGGCGCAAGGUGAAUCUGGCUGCUCGGCUGAUGAGCAAGUACUCGGACUACCUCAUGGUGUGUGACGAGGACACCUAUCAGCGUUCCGUGCUCCUCAUGGGGCCCAACAACUUCAAGGAGCUCGAGUGGCGCAAGCUGAAGGGCAUCGAGCACAUGGGCCGCGUCUUCCAGGUCAAGAUCAGCACCGAGGAGGAGGUGAUGGACGAGAUCUCGGACUUCAAGGACCCUUUGAUUGGCAUGACCCACGAGAGGGAGAUGACCGACAACUUCCUCCUGGACUUCCUGACCAAGCGGCGCAUGGCCAAACACAUGCUGCUUCUGCGUGGCGAGACCGGCUGCGGCAAGAGCCACCUUCUCUGCUCCACUGUGCAGGUCGCCGUCAAGAGGGGCUUCAAGCCGGGCACGUGCCACGCUGGCGUGAGGACGAUGCGAAACCCGUUCAGCGCCGUGUGCUUCUUACUCAGCCGCCUUCUGGACAGCUACGGCCUGAACCCACACCAGGAGAACAACACCAUCCUGGACGACAUACUCGGCGCCGACUCCUCCACACCACUCGUCAUUAACAAGGGCAUCAUUCGACUCAAGAACGCGCCCGCGCUGAGGCUUGCGACAGCUGGCAGCCUGGCGGAUGUCUCAUGGCAGAACAAGAGCGUGGCCCAGGCCAAGGACCACCUGAUAGCGAUCACCGAAUCGCUCUGCAGUAAGGCUCCGUGCAUCCUUGCGGUUGAUGAUGCCAACUACAUGGACACGCUGUCCUGGGAGCUGCUGGACAAAUUCGGCCAGCUGACCAGCCAGUACCCAUGCGUGGUGGCCCUGACCUCCAUCCCGCACUCCGAGCGUGUCCAGCAGCCGCUGCAGAUCCAAAAGAUCAUGGCCAAGGCUGUGUUCAUCGUGGACAUCCAGCCACUGAGCAAGGAGUACAUCCCCGACUUCUGCUUCCAGAGGCUGGAAGUCAAAGGCAUACACAACCAGAUAUUGCGCCUCCUGAAGGAGUACACCAAGGGCAAUCCCGCCGCAAUGGUGGAGAUUCUUCAGGUGCUAAAGCAGAAGAACCUGAUUCACAACGUGAACUCGACGACGACUCCCGAGGCGCGCCUCAAGCGAGAGUUCACUCUUGCCAAGGAGGACGAGCACGAACUGCGAGAACAUAGACCGGGAGAGGGAUUCCCAAUCUGCGACGUUGUCGGCGAAGGGCUCAUGGACGACGUUCAGGUUCCAGACUCCCUUCAAGCGCUGACCGUUGUGCGAAUGGAGAUGCUUAACGAGCAAGAGAUCGUGCUCCUCAAGAAGGCGUCCGUUUGCGGCAAGAUGUUCGAAGUCUCUCUGCUGAAACUGCUCAGCCCUACCAUUACCACAGUUGAGAUCAACGGCGCCAUCAAGAAGCUGGUGGAGCAGCACUUCAUCACGUGUUCGGCCAACACGACGACGUCAUUCGUGUACCUGCUCGAGAGCAAGGUGCCAGAUCCCCCUGAAUGCCCCCAGUGUGGCCAGGCUGGCUCCCUCAUGCGAUUCCACUCGGCAGCGGUGCACAAGACCAUCUACGCCACCCUGACUUACGACAGUAAGGCCGAGAUCCACCAGGACAUCGCGACGUGCCUCGAAGAGAACGCCUUGCAGUGCCGGUUCUGCAAGGAGUACCUCAGUGUCGAAGUUUACUCCGUGGCCACCGACGAGGUCCUCAUGCAGUCGCCCCCGGACAAAGCCGACCUGCGCGUGUGCAAGUGCCACAAGAUGAGGGCCAACGCAUACGGACAGAUCGGCCAGCACUACUUCAUGUCCGGCAUGCGUGGACGAGCGCUCGAGGCCUUCCUGUCCGCCACGCAGUGCUCGCUGGACGUGGACGACGUCAAGAAGGCCGAAGAGUAUCUCGAAAACAGCGAGAAUGUCUUCAAGACUUCCAGCUGGGAGAACGUUGACGAAAGAUACCUCAAGCUCAAGCGUAUUGCUAUUAGCCGCAUGAGGGCAACCAUCCAGCUAUACUAUGGCAACAUCGACGCGUCGCUGCAAGAGAUUAAGCUGGCGUUUCAGUGGCUCGGCCGGAACAUCCCGAAGGACUACCGCAAGAACGCCUCCAACUACGCUCUGCGCGUUGUCCAGUGCUGCCGCGUGGACGAAAUCGAGGAGGAGGAGUACUGCCUGAACACUGCGGCGCGCGUGUUCCUGAACCGACGUGACCCCCGCGUGGCCCUGGACGUGUCCAGCCACUUCUGGGAACUGGUCACCUGCCGGAACGCUCCGCUGUACAAGAAGAUGCCAGCCAUCUCGCUGGUCAUCGAGAGCAGCCACUACGUGCACAUCGCGUACAAGAAGCAGAAGAAACUCGAGGACACGGCUAUCAAGGACUGCAUCCACGCUCUGGAGGUUGAGAAGCAUCCCCGUGUCAGCGACUUGGUGGCCGUGCUCAACACGCUCAUCAAGAUCGUCGAGGUGCGCUUCCUGCGCACCGAAAUUGCCUCGGCCGUGGACGUGGGUUACGAAGCCUUCCGCAUCGCCCUCAGCGUCCACUACACCUCCAUGCUGCUGAAGAUCUUGCCGUACCUGGCACAGACGCUGCUGUACAGCAAGAAUCACAGCAAGUGCCGCGAAGUACUCAGCCACCUGCGGCACGUGGCCGAGGUCGCCGAAGACACCGUCGGCAUGGCCCUCUACUACGGUGGCCUGGCCGAGCUCCUCGUGCACCAGUUCGGCAUCGACGUGCCGGCGCUGGACAACGUGCAGGAGCUCUACAAGACGUGCCUGGAGUUCGCCAUCAGCCAGUGCAGCAAGGCGCCAUACACGAACAACAACGAGAUCGAGUUUUACCUCACCGCGGCCAUGGCAAUGUGGACGUCGUCCUGCGGCCUGGACCAAAGCUGCAAGGAGUGGCUCCGGCGAGCGAAGGAGCUCAAGCGCUCCUUCCACUGGCGCUCCUCUUACUGGGGACGGCGAGCACAGCGCCACUUGUCGGAGAUCAAGUGGAAGUAAAUGCGCCCUCCAAUCGUGUAUAGCGGCGCAGGUGCGCCCACUUUCAGAGUAGUAAAUAUCGCUCAGUUAAACCCGCUUUAUAUAAUGGCUGUGGCAUACUUUGGUCGUUAUUCAUGUAAAUAUUUAGUUUGUCGAUUCAUUUAAUACUUCACACUUAUGUGUAUAAACUGAAUUGAUUUAUGUGUAAUUACUAUUGCGUGAAAUAAAAACGUCGC
This is a messenger RNA of Rhipicephalus sanguineus (brown dog tick), 3485 nucleotides long. RefSeq names its product adenylate cyclase type 10. Gene Ontology annotation, cellular component: cytoplasm. Gene Ontology annotation, biological process: intracellular signal transduction; cyclic nucleotide biosynthetic process. The transcript is spliced from 23 exons. The coding region runs from base 181 to 3270 and encodes 1029 amino acids. Lineage: Eukaryota; Metazoa; Arthropoda; Arachnida; Ixodida; Ixodidae. Gene Ontology annotation, molecular function: adenylate cyclase activity. The record is from RefSeq and is a predicted model, not a curated record.